This is a messenger RNA of Leptonychotes weddellii (Weddell seal), 1320 nucleotides long. The record is from RefSeq and is a predicted model, not a curated record. Lineage: Eukaryota; Metazoa; Chordata; Mammalia; Carnivora; Phocidae.
AGCCACCCAGGCGCCCAGGGUGAAAAUGGCAGGCUUCCUCGAUAAUUUCCGUUGGCCAGAAUGCGAAUGUAUUGACUGGAGUGAGAGAAGAAAUGCCGUGGCUUCUGUGGUGGCAGGCAUAUUGUUUUUUACAGGUUGGUGGAUAAUGAUUGACGCCGCCGUGGUGUACCCUAAGCCAGAGCAGUUGAACCAUGCCUUUCACACGUGUGGCGUGUUCUCCACAUUGGCUUUCUUCAUGAUAAAUGCUGUGUCCAACGCUCAAGUGAGGGGGGACAGCUAUGAAAGCGGCUGUUUGGGAAGAACAGGUGCUCGAGUUUGGCUCUUCAUUGGUUUCAUGUUGAUGUUUGGGUCACUUAUUGCUUCCAUGUGGAUCCUUUUUGGUGCAUAUGUUACCCAAAAUACCGAUGUUUAUCCAGGACUGGCUGUGUUUUUUCAAAAUGCACUUAUAUUUUUUAGCACUCUGAUCUACAAAUUCGGAAGAACUGAAGAGCUGUGGACCUGAAAGCACUUCUUAGAUCACAUUUCCUUUUGUUUUGUUAUAUUUGUAGAUAAGUUUUUCUCUCAACAUAAUUUACACAUUGCCAAAUGGGAUAGAUUGUACAUUAAGUGUUUUGUUUCUUGACACUUUUAUGCUCUGAGUUUUGAAAUAGUUUUAUGAAGUUUCUGUCCUUUUUUAAAAUCAUUGAAUAGAUUGUUAAUAUGUACAUAUACAAAACUAUAUAGAUGGGAUGAUGAGUAUCAGUUUUUUAUUCCUGAAGACUUAAAGCUUGAUCUGUUCCCUGAGCCAGGGUUGUAUCUUCAUGUCAUCUUGGAGUUUUGUUUUUAGUAUCUUUAGUUUUAGUAUCUUUAAUUUCUGAAGAUGUGCAAAAAAAAAAAAAAAAAAAUUUAGCUCCAUGCAUCUGAAAUAAGCACUGAGCCAUUAACAAGGGUAUUUCAGCAAGUUGUAAUUUAUUUUGGCUUAAAAAUGAGAUUUUUUAAAAGGAAAAAUGUUUGUUCUUAUGUAUUAAAGAAAUGGACUUUUAUAUGAAGAUUUUUUAAAUGCCUGAAGGACUAGUUUGAAAGCCUCUUUUAAAAACAGUUUCUCUAACGUGACUUUGAGAAGGGGUAAUGCGUGAUCAGGUGCGCUCAGUUUUAUGUGGUCAGUGUGAAAAGGCUGUGCGACAGGUCAGCAGCUUCGGGUAACAACAGCUCCAACGGUCUGUCUAAUGGGGCUCUCUGGGCGGGCUGCUCUUCUCUGACGCUCAAGUUCAGCAUCAAGUGAGUGUGAGACAGCUGCAGUGUAAGAGCAUGAACCAUAUAGCAAAAACUGGAAUAAUUAGU